Molecule: messenger RNA, 330 nt
Organism: Drosophila eugracilis
Lineage: Eukaryota; Metazoa; Arthropoda; Insecta; Diptera; Drosophilidae
Product: cecropin-2
Exons: 2
Coding region: 55-246 (63 amino acids)
Biological process (GO): antibacterial humoral response; defense response to Gram-positive bacterium; defense response to Gram-negative bacterium
Cellular component (GO): extracellular region
Source: RefSeq, a predicted model, not a curated record
UGCAAUAUCAACACCUUCACAUUUUAUUCCACAAAGAAUCCACUAAAUCUCACCAUGAACUUCUACAAGGUCUUCGUCUUCGUUGCCCUCAUUCUGGCCAUAAGCAUUGGACAAUCGGAAGCUGGCUGGCUGAAGAAAAUUGGAAAGAAAAUUGAGCGCGUUGGCCAACACACUCGAGAUGCCACAAUCCAGGGCCUGGGCAUCGCUCAACAAGCAGCGAAUGUGGCAGCCACUGCACGAGGCUGAUGACCAUGAUUACCUAUCACUGAUUAUUGUAUACAAAAAGUCUUAUUUAUUUUAUAAUCUUAAGUAAAUAAAAUAUCAGAAAAU